Messenger RNA from Bolinopsis microptera, 892 nucleotides. RefSeq lists its product as uncharacterized. NCBI's taxonomy places the organism in Eukaryota, Metazoa, Ctenophora, Tentaculata, Lobata, Bolinopsidae. The record is from RefSeq and is a predicted model, not a curated record. The coding region runs from base 32 to 892 and encodes 286 amino acids. The transcript is spliced from 10 exons.
AAUUAAUUAGUUAAUUUAACCAGAUUUAAUUAUGUCUAUAAUUUUCGUGGUGGUGAUGCUCAUAGUACCUGCUUGGUCAUGUGAUCAGAAAAUCAAGGGAGCCUGCUGUUGCUCAAUGAAGCACUAUGGGGAGGUGAUGACUGCUCUGAGAAGGAACCCAGUACAGAGGACUAAAGGGAUAGCAUUCUGGCCAUCGGAGCCAUGCACUAAAGAAAGUGGACGUCACUACGUCUCUACUGUGGCAGUGGUUGAAGAUAAUCACAUCUCCACCUUUAACCAUUUCGUUUUGGAUCAAAGGAUGAAGGUACGUGGUUGCAGGUUAAGCUACACUUGGGAUACACAGUGGACACAGUGCCCCCCUAAAAACUGCACCGUCACUCAUAUACCCCCGGAAUCAAGAUCCACGAUUAAGAUCAAAGUGGAAUGUAGGACGUCCGCUCAGCUUAGUCAAAUAGAUGUGUGUCCUAUCGUCAUCGGAUUCAACGACCCGAAUGUGGAUUACCAGCCAGGGAACCAUUUGCUAAGGUAUCCUGACCAGGGAUAUGAGAUUCAAGAUCUGGCUGUGCAGGAAGAAAAGGAAAGCUCGGAUUGCAGUUUGGUUUCGAGGUGGAUCCCGGAAAGUGCUCGUUCUUCCAUCGCGUCCGGACAACUGGGGCUUUAUAACCGCCGUCGACACACCGUUAACAGAUGCUCCAGAUAUGCUGGACCCAAGAAGGGGUGUCAUUGUUUUCCGACAAAAACGACGGAUAUCCCACUAACUGUUAACAAAGACGAGGUCAGGACAGCCCACGAUUUCGACUUUGAAGAACAUCUGAAGUGUGGUGUCUUUUGUUUUGAUAAUGCUAGGAGGACAAGGAGGAAAAAGAAAAAGAAAAAAAGUUUACAACCUUGA